This is a messenger RNA of Spodoptera frugiperda (fall armyworm), 2280 nucleotides long. Its product is annotated as transmembrane protein 170A. NCBI's taxonomy places the organism in Eukaryota, Metazoa, Arthropoda, Insecta, Lepidoptera, Noctuidae. The coding region runs from base 284 to 682 and encodes 132 amino acids. The record is from RefSeq and is a predicted model, not a curated record. The transcript has a single exon.
UUGGUUGUCAAGAGAAGACUGUCAAACAAAACAAAAUGUCAGCUCCGAACCAGUCGAUCAGCCGUAUUUUUUAUCAAAUAAACAUUAGUAAUUUAUCCUAGAAUUGAUAAGAUCCAUAAUUGAAUAUGAUUUGUAACAAGUAGGGUCUUAAUUGAUAGAACAUGUAAGUGGGUGUGAGUAUUUAGAUUAACGAACCGUUCCAAAGAAGUACUUUGUGUCGUAAGAUUUUUUCGAUAAUUAAAACUGCCCCGAUGCCUGUAAGCUUUAAAAACGGAAAGACAACAUGUAUGACAUGUUGUCAGAGUUUCGAGUGUCGGAAUUUGAUUCAUUCGUGGAUAUAUUGAGAUUGACUCCUGGUGAUCCUCUGAAUACAUUUGGUGAAAUGUGGUACCCUGUGUUCCUGUGGUCUUUGUUCUCGUCAGUGUUUGUGCAUACGUGUGCGGCACUAGUUGCGUUCGGAACGCUGAGGAAGCACAAGUAUGGGAAGUUCUUCCCGGUGUUGUUAAUAGUGAUGGGUGUCGUGACUCCAGUGACUUCAGGUGUGGCGACCAGUGCCGCGAUCGCGUUCAUAUACCGAGCCGCUACGUUAACUAUGCCUCCUAUACAUGCCAUGAUCUGGGGAAUUGGACAAACUGUGCUUGGAGCUGGGAUGGGUUUCACAAGGAUUUUGGCUACUUUGUAAUAAUGAUAACUAGUUUUAUUUAGCUAAUUACAUCACUAUAUAUUUAUGAACUAUAUAAUUUAUUAUAAAUCCAAUAAAUUCUGAGUCAAUUAACAUAGAAUAUAGAAUGGGAAUGUAGUGAAAGGAAAGGUGCUGAAUGUUAAUGCAUUAAUUUCCUUGAAUAGUGGAACAGGUUGACUGGCUGUCAAGGUUCCCCCUAUAGUGAAUACUCAUUAGCUAUCUGAUGUAAAUAUAUAAUCAUUGAUAUAUGUAGCGGCAUAUAAUACACAAUGUGCUUAAUUUUUGUAUGAACUAUCAAGUCUUGCAUAUUUGUAUAAUAUAGUAAAGAGACCUAGGAAGUUCAUUAUAAAUAUGACUAUGCAAUAAAAUAAUGAAUUGUUUUAGAAUGUAAAUAUGUGCCUACCUAUAAAAUAUAAUGACUGAUGUUUCACAAAGAAUACAUAUUUCUAGUAUUAGUUUUUCUACUUAAAAUCAUAUAGAAACAAUGGUAUUGUUCAAUGAAUCCUAAAUUUCAUUAUAUUUUAAUUAUCUUGAAUGUAUUGUGAUAAGUUGUAUACCUGAUCCUACAUUUUCAUUUUAAUCAUAAAAUAUGCAUUCCAUGUUAAAAUUGUAUGAAAAAAUAAUUAUUAGCAUUGACAUUGUCAUUGAUUGUAUUAAAAAUUUAUUAUUAUUUGACUAUUUUUGCUCAUUGCUUGACACUUGAGACUUAUUGGGCCCACCGACAUACCACAAUGAACAUAAUGCCAGCAUUAGUUUGAGUGUAGCUUAAUCGUGUCAUUAGGGAUGAAAUCUCCUAAUUCUAAUUGAAAUCAAUUGUCAUUACACUCAUAUCUGGUUUUGUACUUAUGUUUGUGUACAUAAUAGUUCCCUAAUUUGUCAGUGUAUAAUUUUUCUAUAAGUACAAUCUGAAAUGUGUUUUAUUAUCUCAUAACUAGGGCCACAAAAGACCUUUAUUUACCUAUUUGACAAUGUACAAUGUUUACUAUUCACAAUAAUAAAAGAAAUUAUAUUUUAAUUUAUUUAUAGUAGUAAUUAAUUAAUUUGUAAUCAAUUGGAUGAAGAUUUAAAUUAUAUUUUCUUUAUUGACAUUAUUUAUUUACCUAUUACAAUUUGAUAUUCAUAAUCUUUAUUAAUAAUGUUAAAUGGAGCAUGGUGAUACUUUUAAUUUUAAUGUUUCUGUGGUUUUGGGGUUUUAUCAAGUGGUGUGAGGAAUAUUGUAUAACUAUUAUCAAUGUUGGAUAAAUGUGACCCGAUUAAUACAGUUUCUAUGCAGCAAGUGCAUGUAUAUAACAGUUACAACAUUAUAAACAAUUUCAGACUCAAAUACCUUGUAAUUAGAAAGCCAUAAUGUUCAAUUUUGACUGUCAAAACCACAGUAUCACCAUGUAAAAUGGAUGUUAAAAUAUUAUUUUUUCACAAUUUUGUACUUAUCAUGUACAAUAUAAAAAUAUCACGUUUGUAGAAGCAAAACUAUAAAAAAUGCAAAGCUAGUGUGAUCAUGUUGUAAAUAGAUAUAAAUGUAGAGAAACAUUUGAAAAAAGGGAAAUCAUUUUCCAUAUUUCAACAUUAUCCAAAGGAAAUAAAUGGUUUGGAUAUUA